UAUAAAUAACCUCCUAUUAAUAUUAAUAUCUCCACCCACUGCACAGUCACUGCUGCUGGUUAAAGGGCUAUUUAGGACUUUAAUUGUGGCCCUCCCAUAGAAACGCAUGUAUUAUUAUUAUUAUUAUUAUUAGAUCUUGACCAGGAAAUACUACACAAUCUUAGUUCAUAUAUAUAUGGCAGGCUCAUGGUUUCUUGCCUUGCUACCAUAAUGUGAUUAAUUGGUAUUGGAGGAUUAUUGAUCAAACAAUGUCACAAUUUAUUGUGUUUAAUCAUGGUUAGAAAUUUAGCAGAACAGAUCCUCCCACUUUAUGUCAGAGACAGUAAUGGGUGUAGCUUUAUAUAUAUUUAAAACAUGUCUAGUUUUGUGUGUGGAGAGUGUAUAAUAAGAAAUUAGUGUGCAGAGUCUUGGGCAUAUUCUUCUCAAACCUGACCCAAUUUAUCUUUUUUUUUUUUUGUGCAUCGCAGUGAUUUUGUUUUGUUCGUGCAGUCUUGCAAGAUACAUUUUCUAUGAGCACUCCUUUUGAAAAGUUAGAUUGGAAAAAAAUAAUAGUCUCUACAAACUCUCCCCUUUAUGCACUUUAGUUAUUGCGUUCAUUUUUCACAGUACAGAUUGUCUAAAUAUAUUGAAUACCGUAGAUGUAGUUGGCAUUGUAGAGAACUGUCAAGGACAUUGUAUGGUUUAGAGCAGCGGUGCCCAAAAGGUAGACCCCCAGAUGUUUUAGAACAGAGUGCCCAUAAGGUAAGUCCCCAGAUAGUUUAAAACGAUAGCUUCCAUGAUACUUUGUCAUUCUCAAGGCACGCAAAGCAUCAUGGGUGUUAUAGUUCUACAGCAUCUGGGGAUCUACCUUUUGGGCACCCCUGUUUUAGAACUAACUCUUCCAUGAAGCUUUGCCAUUCUAAAUGCAUGCAUAUCAUCAUGGUAGUUAUAGUUCUAUAACAUCUGGGGAUCUACUGUAUGGGCACCCCUGGUUUAGAUUACCUUGACUGUUAUCUGAGUCGAAUAUUUUUUCUAAUCUAAGCAUUUUGGUCUUAAAUUUGAAAUUUCUCUGUUAAGUCUUCACAAUUCACGAAGGGCUAUUUACUAAUGUGAGAAUAGUCAGUAUGCAGUUUGAAUUUCACCAAAAUAGCUGAGCUGCAAGCAUAGACGGCAUGGAGAAUAUUCUCAACGCGGCUGUUAUCGCUUUAAAAGUGAAAUUCCAUUUGAUUUACCUACAAUUGUAACUAUAGUAAAUAACCAUUGGUUUACUGCACAAAAAUUUUACUUCUACUGUUGCAAUCUAUUGGUCAGAGUUUCUAUGUGUUUGAAUGACUUAAAGGGACACUUUACUCAACCAAGCAACUUUCGCUUCAUGAAGCAGUUGUGCUGUAUAGAUCAUGACUCUGAAGUUUCACUGUUCAAUCCUCUGCCAUUUAAGAGUUAAAUCACUUUUGUUUCUUUUUAUGCAGCCCUAGUUACACCUCCCUUGUCUGUGACUGACACAACCUGUAUGGAAACAAAAAUGGUUUCAUUUUCAAUCAGAUGUUUAAAAGUUUGUAUCUUUAAAAGUUUGUAUCUUCUGCUCUGUAAAUUAAACUUGAAUUACAUACAGGGGCUCCUGCAGGGGCUCGAAAGUUUUUAACAGAAUAGGAGGUAUGACAUUUUUUUAUUAUUGGGAUUUGCAAUAAAGGAAGUGUAAACAUUAGAUUACUCUUUACAGGAAGUGUUUAGGAAGACUAUGUAAGUCACAUGAAGGGAGGGCUUCAUAAAGAAAGUGGUUUAAUUCAUAAAUGGCAGAGAAUUGGGCAGUGAUACUAUAGGGGCAUGAUCUAUACACCAAAACUGCUUAAUUAAGCUAAAGUUGUUUUGGUGCCUAUAGUGUCCCUUUAAUCCACUGGAAAGCAAUGCUGCCUUUUCAGUUAUCCUUCACCUUGACAGGUGACAAUGGAGUCUCAUCCGGGACAGACUUAAGUAGAUUAUUCCAUAUACCCGUAGGAUUUCCUUUACACUAUUCUAAAAUAAUGCAAAGGAAGGUAACAGAAGUCAUAUGUCUGUAAACACAGCAGCUGGUUUAAUGCAAAAUUUUUAGGAUUACAUAUUUUUGUUGUAUUUAAUUUUUGCAGGUACAGAUUUGUAACGGUCUAUUUCCUUUCAGUAUCAGGUGAAGUGACACUGAAUAGACUUUGGGACUGGGACAUUGGGACUGUAAAAUCUGGAAGAUGGGUUAUCGUAUUUCAGUAAUGCAGAACGUAGCGUUGUAUGCAGAUCAACACCUAUAUGAAGCAUAAAGGUGAGGCUACAUAUAAAUAAUACAAUUUAUACUUUUUUUUUUUUUUUUAAAUUGAUCAGAAUAAUUUGAUGGAAUAUCAAUUAUUUUCUGUAAUAAAAACAUUUCAUGCACAAGGUUAUUCACUAAAUUGUGAGGAAUUAAUCAGGAAAUUGAAAAUUAAUUUUUAGCCAAUAUACCGGUAACCAGAUUUGAAUAAUUCUACAAUUUUUUUUUUUUUCAAAUUUGGAUUUUGAACUACAAUCUCCUGGUUUAGGGAAUAACUCUUCUCAAUUCUGUAAUAAAACAUAUUUCAAAAAAAAUGCAAAAGGUGGAGUUAAAGAUCUGAUAACGAGGAGAAAAGGUGUUGUUGCACUCACUUCACUAUAUACAUUUCAAGAUUAAUUGGUAGUUCCAAGAUAAAACUUUAACAUAAAAUAAAUCAGGCACACAAAUCUGCAAAAAUAAAGUUUAAAAAAAAAAAUCCCCCCCCGCCGAAAUGGAAACAGUGACCUCCACAGGACACACCAACUCUACAACUAAAGACCAAAGGCACCAAUCACACAGAGACACACAAGGAACUCAAACAACACGUUCCCACGACUUAACCUAAGCUGACACAAUCUAGACCAUUAUACCACACAGGGACCAGGGCACACCUACCGCAGAACCUGCAAAAUAGGGGUAUAACAAACGAGACCCAAACAAACAACAUCUUUAACACGGGCAGCGACUCUAGAACUAGGGAGCCACAUCCCACCCACAACGGAGACAAAACUGGCAGAUCACUACCCACAACACAAGGAACACAAACAACCCAGCAAUGUCUUAACCAAAAUGCUCUCAAUUAAGUAGCAACCCAAUCAAGGACCCGCACGAAGACCCUAUAAAAGGCGACAUACGACAUCAAUAACACACCAACAAACCCAGAAGGAACAGACAUAUAGAGCGCCGAGGACCCGCACGAUGAAAGGUCAUCACACGCAACAAAUAAACCUCUACACCCACUUGAUACCCCCCCUCGCUCUGCUUCCCGUUUCCAUCUCCCCUGACACCUCAAGCUCCUCCCGAAAGGAGUAAUACAAAUAUAUGCCAGGAAAACUGAUACAAAUUAGGCACAACAACGCAAUGCAUAAGCCAAUACCUGACUUGUUAAUAUUGUUAUAAACUGUUAUAUGUUAAACUAACGUUUCAUCCCAAUCUCUUCUUUCUGUAACCCUCUCCCCAUAAAGUACAAAAACACCAACAAAAUAAAGAAUUUAUAAAAAAAAAAAUAUAUAUGUAUGAAUACACAUGUGUAUGAAUAUAUAAAACCACUAAAUCACUAUAGUAUCUAUAGGUAUAUGUAGCGAUUGUGAUCAAACUUAUACUACAGAUUUACAGCCAAGAACAGUAAAUUUGGCUGUUAAACACAGAAAGUAGUAUCCAUGGCGUGAUUAAGCAACAGUGUUUCUACCACAAUAGUUCACAGUAAUCCCUUGAGGGUACAAUCAACUAAUAGUAAAGAAACAGAGUUGCUUCAAAAAUGUAUACGGAAUUAUUCACUAAACAAUGUUAUGCCAGGUGUUUAAACCCUAAGCAGGUCAAGAACAAAUGUCUGAAAAAAUGUUAGCGGCUACUGAUCUGCUAAAACAUAUAUGCUAGCUUAGUGCUUGUUAUAUCCUUAAAGGGAUACAUAGCCACCCAGACCGCUUCAGCUCAUUGAAGUGGUAUGGGUGCAUAGUCCUAGGUCCCUUAACCCUGCAAAGGUAAUUAUUGCAGUUUUUAACAAACUGCUAUAAAACCUUUUGAGGGUUAACUCCACCUCUAGUGGCUAUCUACCAAAAAAUCACUAGAGAUUUCCAGAUUAUUAAGCAACUUUUGGUCGCCUAACUGACGCUGGACAUCCUUACGCUAUGCACGAGGACUUUCAGUGCGAUGUAAAACCCCUUAGGAAAGCGUUCUAAGGGAAAUUUCUGGGGGAAAUACAAAUGUGAGCCAUGUGCGUUUGGUCUCCCCCGCCGAUGUCAGGUAGGACAUCAGUUCUGGACUUAGGUAAGUCACAGAAGAGGUUUUUCACCCCUUCUGUAUCCAGAGGAAGGGGGGCACUAUAGGGAGCUUUAUUGCCACCCGGUACUACAGUGUCAGGAAGACAUCCUAAAAGAAUCAGUUAGUUAUAAGGUUAACAUUGAACAGUCACAUUUUACAUUAGAAACAAGGUGAAGGUAAAUAGCACCUAUAACUAAACUGUGCCUUAAAGGGCACCUGAACUAUCAAACAUUGGCUGAAUGUCUAGCUAGCUAGCAAGAACUAAUGAACGGACUGUGACUUGCUUAUUUAUAAAGUCAUACUGAUAAGUAAAAGUUGUAAAAUAAAAUCCAUACAUCAUUCCAAGCAGAAAAAAACAGAGCCCCGACGCGCGUUACGCCAGUCAGGCGGUUCUUCAGUGGGAAACAGUGUAAAGGGAAUUAAAGAGUGUAAAUUGUGCACUAGUAACUCCCAUUGAAAAAAAUCAAAAGCCAUUGGGAGUCAGGAAUAAAGAUUGACUGUUGAGUGAGGAAGCACCAGUACACUCUGAGCACCAUAACCCCGUGCAAUUCCAGUUUUAAAGCCCUUAAUUUUGAAUCUUAUUUGAAUAGGUAAAGUGCUCAAUAAUUGAUCACUGAUUUUUUUUUUAUUUUUUUUUUUUUUACUGUCUGUGUGCAGCCAUGCUAAAGAACAUUACUGUAAACACCAGAUGUUCUCAAUAACAUAAAGAAUUGUGUGACUAAUCACUAAAGAAUACCAGCAGACAAAGGGAAAAAAAUAAGCACAAAAAUAAAUGAGGACAUUUGCAUAUAGAUUAAAAAAGAGAGAAACAUUUAAAUAAGUCACAUGCUCGAAAUCAGUUUUGGUUGAAAGCUUACCUAAAAAAUAGGUUUUGUGGUUUAUUUUUGCGGUGGUUUCCAAAUUAUUUAUAGAGCUGGUGUUAUAAUUUCCUAUCAUUUUAUAACUACCUCAUAGAUACUUUUAGUGUACGUAUGUCUAUCCAUGUAUUACACCACAUCCAUUUUAGUUUCUAAUUUGCCAUUAUUGGUAUAUAAUGGCCUUUAUUAUCUUUUGGGACAAACAGUUUUCUGGCACUGCAGGUCCCCUCUCCCUCCCACCCCCCAUCCCAGGUUGCUGAGGGUGUUAAAACCCCUUCAGUGACUUAUCUGUAUCCAGCGCCGAUGUCCCUCGGCGCUGGGUCAUGGUCUGCCCACGCUCCUCCCCUGCCGACAUCAUCCGGCGGGGGAGACCUAAUGCACAUGCGCGGCGAUGCCGCUCACACGCAUUAGACCUCCCCAUAGGAAAGCAUUGAAAAAUGCUUUCAAUGUUUUCCUAUGGGGAUUUCAGCAACGCUGGAGGUCCUCACAUAGCGUGAGGACGUCUAGCGAUGUUAUAACACGCUUUGCAUGUUCUAUGAACACGGAAGUGUCCUCAAGUGGACAGCCACUAGAGGAGGACUUAACCCUGCAAGGUAAAGAUUGCAGUUUAUGAAAACUGCAAUAAUUACAGUUGCAGGGUUAAGGGUAGUGGGAGUUGGCACCCAUACCACUCCAAUGGGCCGAAGUAGUCUGGGUGCCUGGAGUGUCCCUUUAACACUCGAUAAAAUAUGAAUGCACAGGUAAUUGCAAAUAAUUGUACAGGGCGAGCAAGCUACAUCUGCAUUCAGCAUUUUUACAAAGUAUAUCUUUUUACAAUAUCCAUUCAUAUUGUCAGCAAUUUCCAAUAGUCUUUUUUUUUUUUUUCAAGGAGGGGGUAUUUUAUUUCUUUGCGCACACCUUAAUUACUAAAAUGUCAAGAGUACUUUUUCUUUAAUGGAAUCUUAUAAAGAGAAAACAUAAUCACAUGACCUUUUUCUACUUCCUUAUAACUAUAUACCUAUAGGGCCUGUGUGGGAGCCCUAUCCUUUAGGUGUGCUGCCUUUAUUUAACUUUUUAAGCGCUGAUCAGUCUGUACACUUUGCAUGUAAUCACAUCACGUCAUCACUUUUUUUUGUAUCACCAACAAUUGCCAAAUCUACUGAUUAUAUGUUGAAUUGCUUGUGGUUUUUACACACAUCUCACAGAUAAUGUGUCAAUUUUUGUAAAAACCCCAAUUUUGUACUUUGCUUGUUCUCCACCUCCCAGUACGGCAAUGCCCCACAUGUAGACUUCUAAAUACCAGAUUUUUGAGAGCCAAAAGGUAAAAUUACAUACUGCUCAGUUUUCAAAUUUCCAAUUUUCACCAGUUGAUUUUCAAGGCCCAUGUCCUGUAUGUCCACAAUCUCUUUGCAAUCCAUUUUUGUUGCCUGAUCAUUCCCCUAUAUUCUCCUUACUCGUGACUGCAUCUUCCAUUUUUUGCCACUAUAGAUAUUGUGAUUAGUUUUCAUCUUUUUCUAGUGAUAAAUGUGGAAAAUUAAUAAUGUCGUUGUUGGCUACAUUUCUUCAUAUAUGAACUAUGUUAAUCUCUGAUACAGAGGAAGUUUUCCUGUUAAAGCAACAUUGUCGCUUCCGCUCUUACUGUACCUCUCUGCUUCGUAGGUGGUGUUAAAGAAAAAGUAGCACAUCAGCCUGUACAUGACGGUCUGCAAGAGCAGGGCAUUAUGGAGCCAAAUGAGAAAAGCCAGGUAGCGGAACAGAUUUGUACUGUGAACAGAUGUGUAAUGUGUUUAUUUAACGACAGAUAUAUAGUUUUACAUUGAUUUCCUUUGCUAACAGGACGGUCCAAGGCAGUGCCUGGGUCUCUCCACUCGACAGGCUUUAUCACGCUUGAAAGAACAAUUGUCGUCAGCCCUGGCUGCUCACCAGCAACAGAAGAAGAGUGUAGGUUUGUGGAAGGUGAGAUUUUGCUAAUCAGUAUACAUGCGCAUGUUAAGUGGCCUUUGUGUCUUUGGGGAUACUCUACUUUGAUAGGUCAAAACACCGUUUAUACAGCUGGACUGAGAUUUCAUUCGUAUUAUCCUGAAAUAACAUUUUAUUUCAGUUAUGUAAUUUGCUGUCCUACAGGGACAUUUGGUGCUCCUGUGUGUGUUUGGGAAGGGACACUGCUGAUAACGUAAUUGUUGUUUGGGGUUUUGUUUUGUUUUUUUUACCCAGUUUUGCCCAUGAAGACACCUCACCACAGGUUACAAAUACCUGCCAACAGCUGGAAUGUUUGCCUAUUGACAAAAAAAAUGCUGUGACAAUUGGCCGAGAUUUGUUUUUGUUUUUUUGUUUCUCGAUCAGCCAUUUAUGCCUAAAAGGUGCAGUUUGGCUUUCUGUUACCUACAAUUAGAAAAUAUUGACCAAUAUUGUUAAAAUAGAUCUCUCCAAAAGGUUAAUGAACGUUAUGUGUUACAACGCAAGUAUAAACAAACCAACACUGCCAUGUUGAUUUAUUUAUGUAUUUUUAUUAUUAUAUAUUUAAUAACCACACUUUAGAUACAAUCUGCUGUUGCGCUAUGGAAGUCAUUGUUUGAUUAUACUUAUAAGUAAUGCCACUCAAAUUUGUUACAAAGUCAGGUUAACUGGGUGGCUUGGUAGUCAGGUUUGAAUGAGGUGUUCAGAUGGUCUGGAUGCAAUUGGGUCUAUAAAUUCCAGCUACGUUGUUCAAAAGCCAGUUUCGAAAGUGAUCAGAGAGGGUCACAAGCUCACCAGAUAUUUAUGUAAGGCAAGGCCCUUCUUCCCAAAGCUUAGCCGUAGCCUGUAGAGGUAAUGUACUAUAGCAUUUGCGGUGUCAUUUUUAUUGAGAAUUUCCCUGUGAAUUAUAAAAUGUGGCAAAAAGGAACAUACAAAAGUCACCAUAAAGAACAAAGCAUUCAGAAUAAAUCUCCAAAAAUAAUAGCUAUCCAAUAGCAAUAAUAGCUAUCCAGUGUUUCCAAUGGAACCAUUUCAGAGAACCGGAAAAAAGGGGGGGACACUGAAUAAACCAGGGUUAACCAUUGGUAGGAUAAUGUGAAUGCGUGGCAAAACGCAGCCCUGGGCCAAUCAGCAUCUUAUCAUAACAACACAUGAAAUCAAUGGAUUUCUAUGGAGAAUCUUCAGCAUCUCCUUGCAGAGCAUGGAUGAGCAUUACGUAGGUGCUGCACUCUGUGCAACUCUGGACUCGGAAGCAUUUCUAGUGGCCAUCGGAGUGACAGCCACUAGAGGUGUUACUAGGCACCAAUGUAAACACUGCCUUUGCUAUAGACACCAGACCCACUACAUUAAGCUGUAGUGGUUGUGGUGAAUAUAGUGUCCAUUUGACAACAUACUUUUUUUUUUUUUUUUUUUCUUAAUGAGGAGCUACUGAUUGAUUAGAGUAUAAGCGGACAACUAGCCAAUCAACAAGGUGCCCCUGCCCCACUGCACUCCGCGCUUCCUGAAACUCCAUUUUCAGAAGCCAUUGUCUCUGGGAGACUGGAGAUUCGGCACUGGAGGCAGCCUUUGGGGUCAAGCUGUUCAUUUUUAAGUUGUUUAGAUGCCCAAAGUGUUCUUUUUAAUACGUUGAAACAAUUAUUUAAAAAAGUUUACAAUUUUUUUUAUAUCAUUUGGGAAGCUUACCCAACAAUAAUAAAUCGAGGCCAUAGAUCGAGACAUGGAGGUACAUACAGAGAUAGCAUAUAGAAAUAUAUAAACAGAUAGGAAGAUACAUACAGUAUUCCACACUUCUCAAUGUGGGAUGUAUGGAAUCUAGAGACAGACGGAAUGUCUGUAAAAAAAAUAAAUAAAAAAAAAAUGAAUUAAAAAAACUUUUUCAAAAAAAAAUUUCUUUUAAAAAGAUAUUGGUACCUAGACUGGCGUUUCUCUUGUUCAGUUAGAAAAGCAAGAUACUUGUUUUUUAAAGACUACUUUUAUAAAGGUGUAAUUACGUAUAAUUUGUUUCCAGGGUGUAAUUUUCUUAAAUGCAUAGUCUACAAAAUAUGCUCUGAGACAUUCACUCUGAAAAUUAAAAAUGUAAUGAUGUGGUUCUAUUUGUGCAGGGAUGGAGGCGGAGCUUCCUGUACCAUGCCAACCGAUCAUCGUGCUUCCACUGGCCUGGUGCUGCCCUCAUGCUGCUUGCCACAUUAUUGCUGCUGUGCUGUCAUGGUAGCCAGCCAGAAGGAAGGUGAGCUGAAUUCUGCUCUGGCACGAUCUUUCCAUUUAAUACUGGUUCUGUAUAUUUGGCUGCUAUUGAAUGAGACAAAAAUAUAUAUAUUUCUGCUAUCUAGAAUUGGACUCAGCCCUGUUGUUAUAAAUGUAAAAGGUGUGUAAUACGCAGGAACGUAUUCUUUUGAAAUCUACUUGUCCACGGACUAAAGUGGUGACACAAUCUACUUGUCAGUCAUUACAGUGUCUUGACACAGAAUAUUUUAAUUUGGGAAGUUUGGGACCUGUACAUUGAGGGUUAUUCUCAAACUCUGGAUUUUCCCAAAUUAAAUGUGAAUGGGGAACAAUUGAAUCAAAAAUAGAUUAUCUGAAAUUACUCCAAGUCAGCCAUAGUCACAAUUGGCUAUUUUUACUUCACUUAUGCCAUGCAGAAUUCAUAUGGAGUUUAAUAUGGAGUUUAGUAUCCCUCCGUCCUUCCUUAUAGUGUGUGCUGCACGUAACAUGUUUGUUUGCUGUAUAAUGUGUGUGUACUGGCUGUAUGUAUUGUGUGGGGUCUAUGAUGGAUGGAUGUAAUGUUUGUGGUAUGUGCUUGGUUUAUGUAGUGCGUGGUCCUUUUAAAAAAAUGUUAUUUAUUUUUUAAAAAGCACAAUUCGAUAAGCUUUUCCAUUGUUUUUUUCCCUGGAUCCCUUGUGGUCCAGUGGGGGCGGAUGUGAGGCCAGCAACUCUGACUGGUGCUUCCUCGCAGUCCCAGCACCCGGUGAGUCAAAGUGCAGGUUGGGAAUCCUGGUUGCUGCACUCUGACUCGUUAGUGAGCGCAAGGGAGUGAUUACUUUGGUCUGCACUUGUAGGAACUCCCUGCACUGGACUUGUCUCUCACUCUUAUAUUCAGCAUAUCACACUGUAUUAGCUUCCAGGUUUUCUGGGCAGACACUUCAUGUCCGAGCUGUUGGGCAAUACAAAUUCCACAUCCCGGCCCCAUACAUACAUACACACACACACACACACACACACACACACACACACACACACACACACACACACACACACACACACACACACACACACACACACACACACACACACACACACACACACACACACACACACACACACACACACACACACACACACACACACACACACACACACACACACACACACACACACACACACACACACACACACACACACACACACUGUCAGCAGCAGAGGCUCCUCCAAUCAAGAGUCUUUCAUCUUGCUCUAUGGAUCUGAUCUUAUCCAAAGCUUAUUUUUCUGCAGAUUUUUACAAGAUAAAUAGCAUUUCCUCCAUCCACCAGUCCUCUUUUCUUGUAGGAAUGGAAUUGCUUUAUAAGAUGUUAGCAGCCAUCCCAGUACAGCCUCUCUGGAUGCCACCGAAUUAGUGAAAUCUGAAUCCGAUUGGUGGAACUGAUGGAAAUUCAGAAAUUGAAUUUACAAACAAUCCGCUGUCAUUUCUGUCUACGCCUACAAAAAGCUGUAAUUUGUACCAAUUUGAAAGUUCACCACUGGGGAGAAAGCGUUAACGCCAUUGAAAUAUACAAAUCGGACAUUUUGUAUAUCCUGUGCAUGUGAGAAUUACUGAUUUUAAAGGAACACCACCUCGCCGUAUUGGUUAAUGUGUCAGGAGUUCCUGGAGAACGUUCCACUGUAAGAUGUUUUUUAGUACAGUUUGACAACUGAUCUUCACACCUGUGCUGCAUCUAUUGCUUCCAGUCUUUUCCCGCAGGACUGCUUGAUGUCAGUUUAGAGCACGGGUGCGGUAGGUUGUAGGACUACAGCGCCCAUGAUGCUUUGCAUGCCUUUAGAAUGACACAGCAUCAUGAUAGCUGUAGUUUUAAAACAUCUGGGGAUCUACCUUUGGGACACUCCUUGUUUAGAGGAAAGCAGGACUGUAAUUAUUGUCUGGAGUGUCCUUUUUGUAUUUACAUUUUUAUUCAGGAGUAUGUGUGUUUGUUCCUGACUCAUUGUUGAAAUAUUUUUUUUUACUGUUUUUCCUGCAGUCAGGGCUCCGAGAUAGGCAAUGCCUGUGCUCUCUUUCUUCUGAUUUUCCUCGACUUGUUCCUAAUGAGAAGACUAGAAAUGCUUAAGGAAAACGAGGUGGAGGGCAGACUUAUGAGGAUCAUCGCCGGAAUUGAUGGUAACGGAAUGACUGCUCUGCAGAAUUCUCAGAAACCUGUCCUAACAUAAUCUAUAGCAGUAUUUUCAGAGGGAAUAAAAUAGGACUCAUUGCAGGAUGGGAAAAAAAAGGAGCAGAAAACGUGUUGUUUUGGAGCAAAACUGGUUACUAUUAGAGAAAAUAAAUUUAGAAAAACCCAACCAGCAUUAAUAACCGUAACCAAAUCUGUUUAUUUUACCAAACAUGUAUAGGGUUGGAGUAUUCCAAUAUUAAUGAAAAUGUUUUUAUUUUAACAAAUUGAAUGGUUUGAAUAAAUCACAGUUGAAGAAGCCUUGACAGGUCACCAUGAUUAAUGCAGCUGUCUUUUUAAAUGGUAUUUAAAAAAUUUAUAUUUCCUUUUUUUUUUUUUUUUUUUGCUCCAAUCUGAAAGGAAUAAUAUCAAUAUAAGUUAUCGGAAUUGAGUCAUUUGUUUUCAAGCUCUAUUGCUAUAAAUAAAAACAAAACCAAAUUAUUGAUGGUUUGUAGAGCAAUAGAUUCUAAGCUGCUUUGGAUAUUUCGAUACAGAUGUUCUGUCCAGCGUUUACGAACCGAUUUGGGAAGAUUCCUUGUAUCCCGACUUGUAUAUGCCAACUGCACACUCAUGGUCUCUUCACUGGGCAUAUCGAGAUGGCCGACUUGUGAACCUGCCCGUCAGCUUGCUCGUUGAUGGUGAUGUCAUAGCUCUGCGACCGGGACAGGAAUCAUUUGCCUCUUUGCGAGGAAUGAAGGUAACCAAUCGUUUAGGACCAAACCGGUACUGUGCAGUAAACUAAAAAAAAAAUGUGUCCCCCAAUAGGUGGUGAUGUAAAUACAUGAAGGAACCCUUGCAUUGUAGGUUUUCUCUGGGUAUAUUUGCAUUUGAAUCCAGCAGUUUAUAAGAAAACAAUCUUACUGGUGUGCAUGCAAAAAAAGAAAGAAAAAGUAAUGUAGAAAGCCGUCUAGCAUUCUUCAUUCAAUCAAAUCUAAUUAUAUUUCCACAAGAACAUGUGCAAAAUAGUCUAUAGACAGACAUAGAACUGUGUGAUCAUGCUUACUGCGGAGUGGGGAAAGUGUGAAUUCACUCACAAUUUCCCUGAAUAGUGCAAAUCUUUCAAUUGCAAACAGCAGGUGCUUUUUACCAACCGUUAUGCUAUAUUCUAUGAUUGCAUCACCCUUUCAGAAGGCAUUCUAGGAAAAGUACCAAACUCUCUGAUGACGGUUUCCAGUGAGUUGGUAAAAAGAAAAAUGGUUAUAUGCUUGAUGCACGAGCAUGAAUUCAGUUAUCAUUUCUGCUUUGCAUGUAGUAUGCUGUCUAAUUCAAACAGUAGAAUGCAUCACUCACUAACUAUUCACAGUUUAUUACAUGUUACUGUGAUAGGUGAAGACAUGUGAUCUCUUCCUUGUCUCUACUGUAGGAUGAUGAGCACAUAGUGCUGGAACCAGGGGACCUCUUUCCUCCUUUUUCCCCUCCUCCUUCUCCCCAUGCUGAGGGUAAGAAGGUCCCCCAUGACCCACAGCAACAUCACUUGUUUCGCAUCCUGAAAACACCUGUAAUGGACAAUGUCAGGUAAAGACUUCACUGAUAUCUCUAUGAUGGUUUGUAAUGUAAUACUAAUGAGAGGAUUCCCCGUGUUUUACUUUCUAACAAACUUAGAAUCUACAAGUUUCCCCAUGUAUGAAAUGAAUACAUGCAUUGUCACUGUUUCACCCAGGUUAAUUUGAUUCAGGCUCCCAUGCACACAUACCUGGGCACUGAUGACUUAUUUUGACCAUUCUUUCUUGGAGCCAGGCUGUCUGAGAAACUGGUUUCAUAAACAAAAAAAAAAUUGUAUAGGAGUAGGGGAGCAGAGAGGGGCUGGGGACUUCUCUGAGUGAGCGAGCGAGAUGGCUAGUGAGCAGACGCUCCCAGUAAGGUGGCUAGUGAGCAGACACUACCAGUGAGAUGGCUAGUGAGCAGACGCUCCCACUGAGAUGGCUAGUGAGCAGACGCUCCCACUGAGAUGGCUAGUGAGCAGACGCUCCCACUGAGAUGGCUAGUGAGCAGACGCUCCCACUGAGAUGGCUAGUGAGCAGACGCUCCCACUGAGAUGGCUAGUGAGCAGACGCUCCCACUGAGAUGGCUAGUGAGCAGACGCUCCCAGUGAGAUGGCUAGUGAGCAGACGCUCCCAGUGAGAUGGCUAGUAGGCAGGCGCUCCCAAUGAGAUGGCUGGUGAGCAGGCACUCCCAGUGAGAUGGCUGGUGAGCAGGCGCUCCCAGUGAGAUGGCUGGUGAGCAGAUGCUCCCAGAUGUUACCUUGCGAUGCUGCUGGGAAACCUAAUGUCACACACCAGCAGUAUUGACCCGUGCAAGUAACUGACGCAAGAAGGGGAGCAACUAGCCACUCAAAUCGCUGCUCUUCAUCAUUCCCUGUGAAAGUCCUGGGUGGCUGUUAAUGAAGAGCUCAGAUGUGUAUUUGCAGUCUGCAUGUAUCAAUGAGUGUAUGUGUAUGGGUAACACUGAAUGUAAAUAAUUGUCUGGUGUACUGUACCCUUUUUUUUUUUUUUUUUGUGUGUUUUUUAAUCUUUGUAGCGCAGUAUAAUUAAACACCCUAUAAUGAAUACAUACCUUUACAGUAAGCAACAUGUUUUGUGUCCCUUUUCCCUAAAGUCACCCUAAUAAAGCCUGCAAGCAUUAUGGAUAGAAAGAUUAUCGGUUCCACCAAUUAUUAGAGACGAUAUUCUGCAUAUUUCUAAUAAUCGGCAUCGAUCUUGUAAAGUACCAAUAUUACAGCAAAUAACUUGCUCACCUCUCCUAGAAACUCCAUCCAGCAGCGACCCUCAUGUCACCCCUCCCCAUAAGUCCUCUCACGCAAAGCCCCUCUGAAGUCAGGGAGGUGCCACCAUGAAUAAUCUACUGCAAUGUACUAGUCUGUCUUACUGAGAGUGAUAGGACUGUGAUUGCUGUCGGCAAGUAACUGAUCCCAGCAUGUACUGGCUGCCUGAGAUUGAUAGUUGUGUGAUUGCUGACAACAUGUUCAGUUAAUACCAGAUUUGUGUAGAAAUCGCCUUACUUCUUCAACACCUUUUUAGAUGUACUGAAAAUCAGCACCGGUAAUCGGCCUUAAAGGUGACCGAGAGUCUGUAUUGGUGUUGGCUCCGGAAAAAAUUAAAUCGGUCGUACCCUAGUGUGCAUCAUUAAAUGCUAUUUACAUUUAUUUUGUGCAUAAUAAGUGUGUGUUCGUGUUUGUUUUGUGGUGUAUGUGUAUACACAUGUAUACAUGUAGUACUAGUGUAAUUGAAAACAUUUCUAAGGCUGCUUUUAUUCUCACUUUAAGCCUUAUACCUUGGGAAUAUGCCUAUGGAUUUCAAAUAUAUAUCUCCGUUACAGAGCGUAAACCAAAAUAAGUGCAUAAGCAAAUAUUUUCCGAUGUAAUUAUUUUUUUAUUUUUUUUAUAUAUUUUGGAUCUUUAGGUUUAAGGGUAAACUUUAAACCGUUAAAGCACUUCAGCUUAUUGAAAAUCUCUGUGUGUGAAUAUUGUGUGUCCCCCUUUUUUUUUCCCUUACCUUUUUUGCAAAAAGAUUUUAAUAGAAAUUAGCACUUUAAUAAAUUGACCUUGUUACACCCCCACAGGCUGUCAGUCAGACAACAUGUCCUGUUACUUCCUGGUUUGAUUAGCUCAGUAGAAAAAUAAAUAAAUCUCCCUCUCUCUAUAUAUAAAUAUAAUAUUAACGAUAACCCUUGACUUCACUUGGAUCUCUAAGUAGUUGGUAAAUUAGAGAAUUUAACAUUUAAAUCAGAAUUAAUUUGAUGUGCAAGGUUACUGUUAUCCAUUCCAGGGAACAAUAGCAUUAGAAGCACUUUCAUUCUCUAGCCCUUAGGAAACGUUAAUAUCAGACCUUGUCACUGAGAUGUGCUGACUGAGCAUUGUGGGAAAUGUAGUCUAGCGCAAGGAUAACCACCGCUACCUUAAUGCUAAACAUACAAGACUCCGAGUAGUUGUUGUAUUCCUUGUUUCUUGUUGUCACAUAUUCUGAAAGUCUACAACCUGUCUCUUCUGUUCUUUGAUGUUCUGACUGAGCACCGUAAACUCGGAAACUGACUCGAUCAGUUUUCUAUUACGCUCACAUUUCUCCAGUUUUCUGAACUGUCUUUCACACGCUUACUUUCUAAGGAACUGACUGGAUCAAGUACACUUACAUGCAUUCUCCCUCCUACUCUAAGGAACUGGCUGGAUCAGGCCCUCACUCACCCAGUAACUGCCCUCGAUAAUGAGAGGUUCACGGUUCAGUCAGUGAUGUUGAUUUAUGCUGUACCCAGCAUUGCGGUGAGUCAUAUGGCAAUAAAGAAUACAAGUAUUCUGUCGUGCCUCCAUCACCAUGAAUUUCUCUGAUCUCUGAUUGUCUGUUUUAACUUUGCAGAUUACCUUUCUUGUUGUUAAUGUUUUGCGACUUCUCUUCCAUACACCGGGCAUCCCUCCUGCUCUCUAUGCAGUGUUACAGCUACAGGUACAGUGAUUACAUCUGAUUACACUUCAAUCUAUUAUACAGAUGUCUACUUGCAUCAAUGUUAUGUUCAUGUUUGUUUGGAUUUUAUCUCCCUGCAUUGUUCCGACAGAUUUUGUCUCUUAUUUUUGCAGGUGAAUGCGGUGUUGCCAGUGCUUCCCCUUCUCUUCCCUGUUAUGUGGAUCUUGGUAAUGGCUCUUGGAGAGGCCCGUGUGCUGGCUCAAAUGAGCAAGACUUCCCCAAGUGCCCUGGUAAGGAGCUGUCAGUAUAAGAUAGGGUCCUGCUCAUGUGAUUUGAACUACAUUAAAUCUGGAAUCAAAUCUCAAUUAUGUAGGAGAAAAUCUAUUAAUCAAAUAAGAAUGCAAGUUGAUUCUGACCAGGAAAAAAGACAAAUUGCUGUACUCUUAUUCCUUUUUUUUUUUUUUUUUUUAAAUGAUUAAAGGGAAAUUACAGGCAUCAAAGCAACCUUUGCUUAAUAAAGUAGUCUUAGUGUAUAGAUCUUGCUCCUGCAGUCUGACUACUCAAUUCUCUGCCAUUUAGGAGUUUAAUCACUUUUAUUUCAGUUUAUGCUGUCCUAUCCACACCUCCCCUGGCUGUGACUGACACCGCCUGCAUGGGAAAAAAUUGUUUAAUUCUCUAUCAGAUCUUAACUUACCUUAUUGUUUACUCUGUAUAUUAAUAUGUAAUCCCAUACAGGAGGCUCCUGCAGGCUCUAUAAUGCCAUUAACAGAGCAUGAGAUUAAUAAUUUAUUUUUAAUUUUUUUAUAUAUUUAUUUUUUAAUGAGUCAAGCAAAGGAGGCAUACAGUACAUAUACCUUAACAAUAUAGUACUUUUCGAGUAGGCUUUAAACAUCUUGCAUGGAAGUAACAACUUGAAAAAGGUAAUAUAAGGCAAUAAACAUAUAAGUAGUAUCCCCCUUUAUUAUUUUUUUCUUUCUUUUUAUCCUUUUCUCUUAUUUCUUUUCUUUUUACAAGUUAAUGUUUCUUUAUAAUUAACAAAGUACAAGAAAAUAGUUACAUUUGUAAAAAAACAAUGCUACAUUAAAAUUACAUACAUUCAGCAUUCACCCAAGGUCCUUAUCGAGGGGGAGUAGGGGGAGGCAAUGACAUAAUUUUCCCGUCUAGAAUAAGCUCGCCUUGUUCUCCUUGAUUUGUUUCCAGGGAGCCCAAAGCUUCAAAUAUUUGACGUAUUGAGAUUGGUCUAAAUUAAAAGAGGCCUCCAUGCUAUGUUGGUAAUCUAUUUGUUGCAGUAUUUCUGUCCAACCUAAACCACCCUUAGAUUUCCAUUUUCGUGCAAUACAAAUUUGAACUGCUAACAUUAUGUGGACAAUUAGACAGUUCUGGGUAUGAUUUCCAGGUAACACUAUAUUAAAAAGGAAGAUCUGAGGAGUUAGAACAAAGUUAAUUCCCAGUAGAGACUUGAGAAAAUUCUGUAAGGGCUUUAUAGUUUUUUUUUUUUGUUUUUUUUUUUAACUCCGUACAACCCCACCAGAUAUGUAAGAAGGAACCCACGUUUGAUUCGCAUCUCCAACACAUUUGUGAAUUAUUGGAGUAAAAUUUGUGCAGUCUAACUGGGACUAGAUACCAGCAUAAAGUUAUUUUGUACUAAGUUUCUAUUAGUCAUGCUGUAAACAUUGUUCCGAACAAUGAUCAAACCCUUCAACCAUUCUCCAUAUUGCAGUUCAACAUUCAUCUCCUUUUCCCAUUUAAUCCAUGGAGACAUUUUUUUUUUUUGUGUGUGCUGUAACAGGGUGAAAAAAUUGGAAACCCUUAAGGUUAUCUUAUGUUUAUGGUGUUUAUCAAAAAAAUCGAUUACAGGGUUAUCCGUUACAAUGGUUUUUUUAUUUAAUGGAAUUUUUCAGUCUAAGAUCACUGAAAACUUCUCUGGACGAUAAAUCAAAACUCGUCUGGAGCAAAUCAAAAGGUAACCAGAACCCCUCUGGUGCUAGAUCUUUUACAGCUUUGACAGCUCUAAUGUCACCUAUAUCUAGUUUAACAUUUUCUUAUGGCAUAUUAUGCCAGAGGGAAUUUCGUAAACCCAGCUCUGUAAUCUUUAAAUUAUAAAAGGUUGUGUAAAUAGCUCCAGUUAUCGGGUUACAAAUAGAAAACGUUCUACUUCCUUUCUUUUUAAGGUCUAUAUUGGACCAAAGUAGACAGAGAGGUUCUCUUUUCCCUAAAUCCUGUUUUUCGAUCUCCAGCCAAAUGGGUCUGGAGGUUGACCUAUUGUCCCAGGCGAUGGCAUGCGCAAAAAUAUUGUUUUUAUACAAAGAGAAUAUGUUGAGAAAUGAUAGCCCCCCCACCCAUUUUAAAAUCCCUAUAUAAAGUAUUUGAGGAAAUUCUAGAUUUCUUUUCUUGCCAAAUGUAUUAAUCAUUAGUUGGAUUUCCUUAAGUAUUAAAUUAUUCUGAGAGGUAUGUUUUUAAACAAAUAUAAAAUUUUAGGGAGCAAAUCAGAUUUUAUCACUUCCGCUCUUCCCAUCCAAGAUAGUUCCAGCCCUUUCCAAUUUGCUAAAGUAUUUCUAAAAUUGCAAAGUUUAAGAUUAUAAUUUUCUUUUCUGAUAUAGUCUAAAUCCAAAUAUAGUUUAAUCCCCAAAUAAUCUUGAUUCAAUGUACUCAAUAUCCGCAAAAGAUACAUUAUUCAAUAGUAUUUGAGUUUUAUUAAAGUUUAGUUUAAAAUUUGAAAAACAGCCAUAUUCUUCAAUCAAAUGGAUGUCUUUGGGGAUAGAGAAUUUUGGAUUGGCUAGAGUUAAAAGGACAUCAUACAAGAAAGGUUUACAUUCCAAUGUUCCGAUAGUAAUACCCUUAAUUUCUUUAUCUUGUCUAAUCUGGUUAGCUAACGGUUUCAUCGUCAUGACAUACAAGAGAGGAGCGAGAGGACAACCCUGCCUCGUUCCAUUUCUAAUUUUGGACCACUCUGACAACAGCAUAUAUACCGCAAUCCUAUCUGUGGGGCAAGUGUACAAAAGCAUAACACUAUUCCUAAAUGCACCCUCGAUGCCGAAGGCUCCCAAGACCUCAUCUAAAAAAACGCCUAUUCACCCGGUCGAAAGCUUUUUCUGCAUCGAGAGCCAUCAUGCUAGACUCCCCCUCUUGUUGGUUUAUAUGAUAUAUAAUAUUUAUCACUUUUCUAGUGUUAUCAUUCGUGCGCCUGCCCUUUAUAAACCCGCAUUGGUCUAAAUGAAUCAAAUCAGGAAGAACUUCUUUCAAUCUUUCGGCCAAAAUUUUAGAAUACAUUUUAAUAUCCAGAUUAAUAGAGAUAUUGGGCGAUAGUUUGAAAUAGAGGUGGAAUCCUUAUUAACCUUAGGUAUUGGAGUGAUUGUUGCUUGUAACAUUCAGAUGGAAUGAUAUCACUCGUCAUUAAUUGAUGAUAUAUUCUUAAUAAUAAUGGUGAAAGUAAAUUUUAAAAUGUCUGAAAAAACCCGUGGGAGUACCCGUCUGGCCUUGGUGAUUUGUUUGUUUUUUGUGACUUAAUGCAAUUUUUUUUCUGUCCAAUUUAGGUUUAUUUAAAAAGUCUAAUUUGGAGACCAAAAUUUUUGGAAGUUUAAGAUUAUUAAGAAAUUUAGAUAUUUCGACCUUAGAAAAUACAUGAUCUUCUAGAUCAGGAAUAGGCAACCUUCAGCACUCCAGAUGUUGUGGAUUACAUCCCUCAUAAUGCUCUUACACCCAUAAUGCUGGCAGAGCAUCAAGGGGGGUGUAGUCCAAAAUAUCUGCAGUGCCGAAGGUUGCCUAUGCCUGUUCUAGAUUAUAUAAAGAUCUGUAAUAGUCCCCAAAGGCCUGACUGAUCUGUCUGGGGGUUAAGAGUUGUUUUCCCUUAACAACAAUUUUUUUAAAUAUAUCAGCUCUUCGUUUAUUCUUUAACUUACUUGUUAACAUUUUACUAGAUCGAUUGGCAGCAUGGUACCAUUUUUGUUUUAAAAUAAAAAUGGCUUUAUUGAUUUUUAAAAGUGCCUGCUCUGUGAUUUCCUUUCUUAUGCUGUUGAUCUCUAAAAAGGUGGAGGGAUCCAAGGCGGCCUUAUGGCGUCUUUCUAAUUUUGCUAAAUUAAUAUAUAAAAUGCUCAGUGAUUCUCCACGUUUUCUGUUUUUGUUUGAGUGCCUAUUUUUAUGAGUAUACUUCUUAUAUAACACUUCAAAGUGCACCACAAGGUCAUAUCAGAAACCUCGUCCCUGUCAUUUUGUUUUCGAAAAGUCUUGAAUGUGGGAUAAAAGAGACAGAAUGUUUUCACUCUUACAUAGCAGACUCUCAUUAAGCCGCCAGUUAUUCCUGACCUUAUAUGCCGUGUUAUUCUUGAGAGAAACAAAAAUAGGGGCGUGAUCAGACCACUUUAUUGAGCCUAUUUUAGUAUUUGUUACAUAGUUCAAUAAAUUAGAUCUUAAGAAAAUAUGUUUGGUGCAUUUGAGAAAAAAAAGGUACAAUCUCAGCCCAUUGGAUUAUUCACUCUCCAGCUAUCAUGUAGUUGGUUACUAUGUAAAAUGUUUUGAAUUACUUUAAAGGACCACUAUAGGCACCUAGACCACUUCAGCUCAAUGAAGUGGUCUAGGUACCAGGUCCUUCUAGUUUUAACCCUGCAGCUGAAAACAUAGCAGUUUUAGAGAAACUGCUAUGUUUACACGGAGGGUUAAUCCAGCCUCUAGUGGCUGUCUGAAAAUCACAGUGAGAAGACGCUGACGUCCAUAGGAAAGCAUUGAGUAAUGCUUUCCUAUGGGCGGUUUUAAUGCGUGCGCGACUCUUGCCGCGCAUGCGCAUUCGGUACUGACGUCGGCAGGAGGAGGAAAGUUCCCCGGCGCUGGAGGAAGGUAAGUGGCUGAAGGGGUUUUAACCCCUUCAGCCCAGCGGGAGGGGGGCCAUGAGGGUGAGGGGGACCUAAGGACUACAUAGUGCCAGGAAAACGAGUUUGUUUUCCUGGCACGAUAGUGGUCCUUUAAUUUGAAUGAACCAGCAUAAUAAAUGUGCAUCUAAUUCCUCCAGUCCUUAUGACAUUUAUCAAACAUCUACUAAAGAAACGCUUACAGUCUUUCAAGCUAACAAUUAUUGCUCAGCCUUUCCAAGGUGUUUUAUUUUUUUAUUUUAAUAUGGUAAAUAUAUGUGGUGAUUUUCAAAUUGAAAAAACAGCAAACUUUAAAUUUGUAUUUGAAUCCUGUAUCUAAGCUUCACAGGUUUAAUUGAUUGUUUACUGGAAUUAUCGAGAACGAGCGACGGUGAUCCUUGCCAUGUCCUUUCUUUUCCCAGAUUGCUAAGUUUUCCGAGGAUACUCUCAGCAGCUAUACGGAGACAGUUUCUGCACAGGUCGGUUCUAGUGACAGAAAAAUAAUGCCAAGUGAUUCCUGCCAUUACCUGUCCUUUGACUUUACAUGCAACAUAAUUUGUGUUUAACAGGAAAUGCUGCGCUGUAUGUGUUCCCAUUUCAUGCGUGUCCUGGUGGGUAGAUCCGAUACUCUUCCGUACACCUCAAGUUUGCUGCAUGGCCUCGGAUCUGUUACUGUAAGUCAUUAAGUGCUAAGCUUGAAGUAGAAGUGUGACAUGGGGCAUCAGGUUUUUGGUCAUAGAACACUCUUCUCUUCCAGGUACUAUGCUGUGUGGAUAAACAGGGUGUCCUCUCAUGGCCAAAUCCCAGUCCAGAAACCGUUCUCUUUUUUAGUGGACGGGCAGAUCAUGCCACAGACAGACACGAGGACUGCACUGAUCAGAUGUCCUUGCGAUCCUACUGCCAGGCUGAGCUUGAUGAUGAGGUAUUGUCUACACGUAUUACCUAUUUAUUGUUAUGCCCACCUAACAUUACUCUCCUCUAACUUUAUUGUACCAUAUACCUGCCUUACCAUGCUUUGGUCAUUCUUUGUCCAUACAGCCACAGGAGAUGGUGGCGCUAUUAGCGAACACAGAAAUAUUACAACUGGUUAAUGAGCAGGAAAUAGCUGAGCGGCCUGGAGAUCCCAAUAAGCUUCCCGAAACUCAGCGCAAAGAACACAUUCGACACAAACAUGCUUCUGGAUCUAAUGUGAGCUUCAGCCAAGAUGCUGGAGGACAGGUAAGAGUGCUGAGGCAGUGGAUCAAGACUGGCAUUGCUACUUUGCAUCUCUAAUGUUCUCCCUAUGAGUUUUAUUUAGUAAGCAGCAUUAACCUGUAAAUGUUUGAGUUUCAGCCAUAAGUAAACUUUAACUUUUUUUUUUAGCUAUGCAAUAGUGCUACACAUGGCUGUAUCGAGCACAUUCAUGCAUGCGUUAACAAAAAGUGCUGAAGUUGAAGUGUUGCAAAUACAUAUCACUUGACACUUUCCAGCAUAAAUUACAUGCAAAUCAUAAAUUAAUAAAAUACAAUAUAUAAAUCCAGAGAAACCAUCAUAAUGUGCCUGUUUUACAAGUUCUGAGAGUUAGAAUACAUAGGUAGAGUUACAGUGAGGUUAGGAGUGAGCAGAGAUCUUUAGAGAGAUGUAGAAAGUUAGUGAUUUGCAAUUUAUAUAUUGGUUUUGUAACUGAAGGAUAUGUUUCCAGAGUGGAUUGGCCACAAUUGAGUUUAGAAAGACUGAGUGUGAGUGGUGUGGGUACAGGAGAGCAGAGGGAGAGAAGAUAGCAGAAAGAGGAGGACACCAUGGAGGACAGAAGAUCACUGAACAAUGAGUUUGAAGGAUGAUAAGGCAGACAGAGGGAAGACAGAUGUGGAACGCCAGUUGCCAGAUACCCAAGAAGGGCCAGAAGCAUCAGUACGUUUGUGUGGAGGCACAUACUCCGCUCUGCCCAUGACCUUCUCCUGUCCGCUGCUCGCACACGUACGGACAACUCACACUUGCAGGACUUCUCGUGGGCUGCUUAAAAACCCAUCUCUUUAGGAAAGCUUAUGGCCUCCCAGAGUAUUCUCUACCUCACAUACCUGUCUCUUGCUCUCUCCUAAAGGGCAGCACUCUACUCUCCUUCAGCUCUGCUUCACUCCCAUCCUUUUUUGAUUGCUAUCGCCUGUCCUAUUGUGUUUUAUACCCCACCUCCCAUAGACUCCAACCUCGUUUGAGCAGGUUCCUCUUCAACCUAUCAUUCCUGUAAGUUUUUUUUUUUUUUGUAAUUGUCCUAUUUAUAGUUAAAUCCCCCCUCUUAUAAUAUUGUUAAGCGCUACAAAAUCUGUUGGCGCUAUAUAAACGCCAAUAAUAAUAAUUAGAACAUACUUGCAUGGGCAUGGUAAACCGGCAAUUAGCCGUGGAGGAGAGAAAGGUAACACGUGAUCAUUUGAUGUCACUAGCUGUCAUGUGGACCAUCUUUGUAGUGGUCUGCAGCAGCUUUGGCACAACUUUCAUUUGAAAAAUCUCGAGGGAAACUUGUUGGACAAAGAGCAUCAUGCAAUGCUGGCGUUUUAUGCAAAAGGUGAUUUAGUGUAUGCAAGCCAUUGAGCAUUUUAAUCCUUAAUUAUGCUGCAAGUAGCUGUGAGCUAUGGGGUAUGGUGCUAUAUGAACUACGUACAUGGUAUGCCCUUCAACUUUUUUUUUCUUUUGAACCAUGAACACCAUUUUAAAGUAUAUAGUUAUUUUAACAAAAUUCAGCACCAUUGCAUGUAAACAGAGAAGAUGUGAUUGCAACCUUGAAAUAUCUUACAGGGCCUAUUUUAAGAGGAUAAUUACUAGAGCAGUACUGCAUGGUUUGACAUAGGCGGAAGACACUGAGAAGUAAUGUGAGAAAAUACAGAGAGGGCACUAGCUAUCUGGCGUUGACGUCCAGUGGAAGUAGUCAAAGCUAAGUAAAGGAGUUCAAGAAUGUUUAGAAUGUGCGUAAGACUAUCUUGAAUGCCGUAAGUGAAAUCCGUAUGAGAUUUCAAAAUGACUCGAUGGGCCAGUUCUUUUCACUGUCUGUUUUCUGCUUACAGCUGAACAGCGAAGUGGACGAUUACGUGUGUGACUGCCACCUUGAGAUGCUCCGUCUGUCCCAGGAUCAACAGAACCCGCAGAGUAUCCAAUUUGAUGAGUCCAACUGGCAGUUCCACCUAAGUUCUCUAAAACCCAUAGGACUCAAUGUGCUGCUAAACCUGUGUAACCCAGGAGUGACCACCACACUGUGCCGUUUCUCUGACCAUUUGCGUCACAUUGCUUUACAAGAAACACACUGCUCUGUGCUCCCAGGGCACAUCCCGUGGGGUCUCUGUGACUUUUCAAGGUUGAUUGGUAAGUCUUCAAAUCGAAGGACUAAAUUCUCUAUCAGUCCUACACGUGUACCCAUGCAACCCUCGGGUCCCGGGUAAAAUAAGGCUGUCUUUGAUCUACUUUGUGAGCUUACAAGUGUUUCAUUCACGAGUGGUUCUUCUGUGAGUCGUUCCUUUUUUACAGUCUUCCUCGUUCUGUCUUUCCCAUGUCUCACGUCCAUUUUCAUUCCAUUCUUGAUUUUCAGGAUUCACCCCUGGAGCUAAAGACCUGUUCAAGCUGCAGAAUCAUGUAGCUCUUUACCACCACCCCAGUGAUGAGACUGCGAAAGAGACAAUGCUCACAAAGUUCCCAGCAGCUACCAAACACCGACCUCUGCUCAGUCACAUGAUCAGCCUGUUCGUCAGGGAUGUUACAACCAGUAAGUCUGCAUAUUGUUACCAUGCUCGUUUCUCCCUCUGACUCUACAGUUUAGUUCUUGUAGAUUUAGGUAUAUAGGAACGUUUCCUGUGUUUAUAAAAGCAUGCAUCUUUCUCACACAGCCUGACCUUGUUCUGUUCCGUAUCGUAUGUAUACCAUCACUCAGAUUACCACUUUCUCCUCUUUUAUCCCUGGUCUCUGUCUCUCCGCAUGGUGAUGCUCUCAGACACAGAGCAGAUGCUGUCCCAUGGAACAGCUGACAUAAUCCUUGAAGCUUGCACAGAUUUCUGGGAUGGAGCCGACAUCUACCCUCUGUCUGGAUCCGACAGGUACUGUGCUCUCUAAUCAUGCCUAUUGGUUUUGAGUCCUUCUUAUCCUUUUACCCCUUACGUGCCUGCCGUUUGUCGUCCAAUCGAAUGUAUUUAUGCUGUCUGUCUGUUCCAGUGGUCGCAUGUUUCCCUCUGGCCUUAUAUUGUCUUAGAAUCUAUAAGCAUCCAGACCACUUCAUUUAAUGGAAGGGGUCUGGGUACCAUGUCCUUAUCAUUUAACUCUGUACCUGAAAACAUUGCCAUUUUGCAGAAACGUAAUGUUUUCAUUGCAGGGUUAAGACGCCUCUAGUGGCUGUCUGGAAGACGAUCACUAGAGGUGGAUCCGUAGCUGCCAAUGAGCUAUAACUCGGUUAUAGCUCUAAUUACUCUCGUUAAGAGCGUUUGAUUGGUGUAGAGCUGCAUUUUGCCUCACAUGCACACUAGCCUCCCAGUGUUUCCCUAUGGGUAUCAGUAAAUGAUGAUCUCAGCCAGAGAGGCAGAGAGGAGAGCAGCAUGCUGCAGGAUGUUAAGGUAAGUAAAACUUGUCUUCUAAAACCCUGUACGGUGGGGGUUGGGGGGAUACCUAGAUAGGAAAGGGAUAACUAUAGCAUUAGGAAUACAUGAGUUCCUAACUCUAUAGUGUUCCUUUAAUCAUCCUCUCUUUUUUAUUAAUGUUUUUGUUUCCGCUCCUGGUCAUUCAGGGUAUUUAUUUUUCUUCAUAUAUAUUUAUCUAUUUAUGUAUUUUAUCUCCCAUUACUUCUUUCUUGUCUCUUAGGAAAAAGGUGUUGGAUUUUUAUCAACGAGCCUGUCUGUCUGGUUAUUGCUCUGCCUUCUCCUACAAACCAAUGCACUAUUCCCUGUCAUCCCAUCUCCAUGGGAAGUGCAUAGAGUUGCUGCAUGCUCCCGGCCAAGGCUCUCUGGCUGCUUCCUGUGACCCUGGAUCUACUCCUCUGAAGAUUUCUGGACGGCAUGACAGCUGGAGCUCUGACGGUGAGUCAUUCAUUGAGGUGAUCUCUAUUUAAAACAUUGCUUCUUUUAUGAUCAAUUGAUCUUUAUUCUACAAAUUGUAUGUAUUAAUGUAAACAGUUCUACCAGUCAGCAUUUUUACCUUUACUUUCACUUUUCUUCCCUCUGGUUUAUCUUGUGUUCCCCCCCAUACACACAGAAGGCAUUGGAGAGGUGGUUGAGGAUAUGGCUCAGGCUCUCAGUGGUCAAAUCUUUAUGGGCAUGGUCUCAUCACAAUAUCAGGCUCGCUUGGACAUUGUUAGGCUAAUAGACGGUUUAGUGAAUGCUUGUAUUCGAUUUGUGUACUUCUCCAUGGAAGAUGAGCUUCGAAGCAAGGUGAGCAGCAAUGUUCUUAUCUUUAACACAAAUUUCUAUAAAAAUAAAAUAAAAUAAAGUAAUACCUGAAUAAUUACAUAGAACUUUUGGAUUCCAAACUCUAAACAAAACCACAUAAUAUGGCGUAAAUAUAUAUAUAAAGUAUGAUGUCUGUUAAAACUCUGUGAAUUACAACUCACUUGUUAGAGAGCCAUAAGGGUGUUCAGAUACGGGGUGAAUUCUGGUCUUCAGCUUUGAGAAUGGAUGGAUAUAGGUGCCUAGUCUGGAUGAGUCCUAAUCUUCAACUAUAAAAACUAUAGAAGGACUUGGCUAAUGCGCAGGUGUGACAAGUCGCCACACUGCGCCAAUAAGUAUUUAAUCUUAGAGUUGCAUUGACUCAGGGCAUCUGUAUGUGGGGUAUUCAGUGUUUCGAUGCAGACUGUGGAUAAUCUGACUUUAGGUCCUGCAAUCUUUGGAGGACCAAACCCAGUAAGUCCUUCUAGUGGUUGUUCGAGUGACAGCCACCAGAGGUGGUGUUAGGCAGCAUUGUAAACACUUAAUUUUCUUAGAAAAGGCAGAGCUUACACCGCUCAGCCUGCAGGGACAGACUUUGUUCCAGAAUCAUUACAUUAAGUCCCUUUUAAAUAAAGAUGUAAAUAAAACCAAACAAGCUAGAUCCACUGGAGGUAUGCCUUGUAAACAUUUGUAUCACCGAUUAUCCUUUGGAGGCCAUCCUUAGUUUAAAUCUGUCAAACAGAGAGCUACAACUAACAAGUUUUCAUCAACAAAUACCUUUGUCUUUAAAAGUACUAUAUCCUUAUUUUUAUGUAAUUCCACUGGUGGCUGUCCAGUGAAUGAAAUUCAGCCUGACAUCACAUCCACCAACACACACUGCAAUUUGUACAUGUUCUCAUUUACAUAUGGAAUGACAUUUUCUCCUUAAAAUCACAGCAUUCUGUUUAUAAUACACUAAAAGAACGCAUGAGCAUACUAAUCAUUUAACAGUGUUAUCAAUAUAAUUAAAGGAUAUAUGUUAUUGCACCAACCAAUCAAUAUUGCUUAAAGAGAUAAUCCACUGCCCAAAUUCAAGAAAAAAAAUAUAAUAAUAAAUUCAAUGUUGAGUAAAUAUAUCCCCAAUGAAAGCUUGCACUGAUGUAUGCUUUCCCCAUUGGGGUAUAUCUAAAAGGAAUUUACCAAACCUACAGAUCUGUCUGCAGCCUGUGCAAGCUCUCCCUUUCUAAUCCCGCCCAAAUUUUCUGUUGCUGUGCAAUCACAGACUUCCCAAUGCAGCUCAUUGAGAAGUCUUUGCAUAGACUCUAAAUAUGAUUCCUAUCUUUAAAGGAACACUAUUGCAUUAGAAAUACAAUCUUGUAUUCCUAACGCUAUAUAGUGUCUUACUUGUGGAUUCGUUUUUGGAAGACCGUCACUAGAGAUGUGUUUAACUUUGUAAUGUUAGCAUUGCAGUUUCUACAACACUGCAAAGUUUGACAUUGCAUGGUUAAAGUGACAGGGGCACUACACCCAGACCAUGGUGAAGUGGUUUUGGUGUAUUUAGUGGUCCUUGAAGUUUGUCCUUUACUUUAGUGUAAAAAAAAAAAAAAAAAGGAAGUGCCACUACCCGACAAGUGAUAGUUCCUUAUUUUUUUAAUCCCAAUAAACUCUAUUGCAGCAUUUAUCAUGGUGAAUAAUAAGCUGAGGAAUGUAAAUAAUAAUAAAAAAAAAAAACCUUCCAUGCCUCCACUUCACUUCCUCUUUGUGGGGUUUUGCUGUCCCAUGAUGCAUCAGGGUGUGAUUAGCAUUUUCUCCAGUAGUGAAUAUGGCAUUGCAAGAGUUAACGCAUGUACAUCCUUUAACUGGUAAAGCAUGUAAAUGAAAUGUAAAAAAUCAAUAAAGAUUUAAAAAAAAAAAAAGCACAACUAAUCUCUAACUUUUAUUUAGAUAUUAGGUUGUGCUAAAGGUUACGUUGCUGAUAGUUCCUGGUUCAUAGUCAUAGUCCAUUUUCUACCCUUAACUUAGGUAUUUGCAGAAAAGAUGGGUUUGGAAACUGGAUGGAACUGUCACAUUUCCCUGACACCAAACGGGGAAGAACCAGAGUGCGAGGUUCCACCCUGCAGUCCCAGCCAUGCUGGCUCCAUGCGUGAUGAUCUCCACCAGGGUGAGUGGUAAUACAGGAAAGUCCUAGUAACGCUUGUCCCGUAACAGCUGCUCCAUAAAUAACUCCUAAUAUUCCGUUGUAGCUAACUUUAACUGUUUUCAGGAUAUAAGAGGAUUUUAAUAUUGGACUUCUCUGUCAGUUGUAUGAUUCUGCUAUGACACUCAGGAUAUUUUCUUUGCAGUCUUUUUUUCUUUCUUUUGUCUAUAUGACCUGUAAUCACCAGCAUGUACUUAUAGAGUUCCCACCUAAAGUCCAUUUUUGAUAGUUUGCUUCCUGCUAAUAUUACACCUUGCUACAUUUUGUACUUAAACAUUGCAUCUGCUUGUCCUGCAUUGGUCUUUGUAUCCAUGAACAUUUUUCUGGACUCUGACCUCCCUCACAAGGUUAUUCACUAAACUGAGCAGUCAAAAUAUAUUUCAGAUUUAAGAUCCUAAUAGCCAAUAUGGAAAAAUUCUCUGAGUGAGCUAUGCUGUCUGUUUUUACUACUCCGGUGUAAAAUUUUACAUUUAAUUUGAAUUCUCACUUUAUUAAAAACACCUUGACAGUAUUUAUUUAACUUUGGACAUGGUUGUGUUUUGAACUAUUUUUAAAAUCUGGAACUGGAUCACUCAAUUGUAUAAUUUUGAUAAUCCGUUCCAUGUUUUCUGGACAGCUACCAAGUCCUUUUGUUGUGUCCAUCCAAGACCAAGAUGAAACCUCAUUAGUAUAUUUCUAUAAGUCGUUGCACUUGGCAAUAUCUGAAAAAACACAACUAUAUACUGUCGUUUUUUCUUUGUAUGUCUGUUAGCCUCUCGGGAGGAUGCAGAAGGGAUGCUUCUUAUGGAAGAUGAAGGACCCUCAGAUAUGAUUAGCUUCCAGCCUACGGACAGUGAUGUUCCCAGCUUCUUGGAAGACUCAAACCGGGUAACAAUAAUGUCUUACACGGAUAGGGGAGAAGAGGGUUCUUGCCUGCACACACAAUACCAGCUAUGGAAAAACAGCAAAGACUUAAAAAUGCAAUACUUAUAAAUAUUUUUUCUUCACUCUUUGUCACCAGGCCAAGCUUCCCCGUGGUAUCCACCAAGUUAGACCUCACCUGCAGAACAUCGAUAAUGUUCCCCUGCUCGUCCCUCUUUUCACUGACUGCACACCAGAAAGUAAGUUAAUGAUAACAGAUUAAAUUGCACCUGCAUGGAAAAACUCAAAUAUGGCCGACAAUGGCAGCACUUUAUAGAAAAUAAGAUGAAACCUCUGCGUUGGCCUAGCACAGGGGUUCCUCAAGUACCCCCUAUCAGUCCAGGAUUUAGGGAUUACCCUGUUGUGUCUAAAGUGUUUUUUUUCCCAAAAACACCUUAGACACAAUUGAGUAAUCCUUAAAUCCUGGACUGCUAGGGGGUACUUGAGGACUGGGUUGGGAACCAUCGGCCUACCACAUGCAUAUGUCUUUUUAGUUUUGGUGGUUUUUUUGGGGGGGGUUCUUCUAUUAUUUAUCUUCUAUUCGAUUUAUCUUUUAUUCUUUACCAAAAAAAAUAAAGAAACAAAAUCAAAGAACUUUUGCAUGCUGGUGGGGCCUUUAUAGCAUCGGCUUCCCAAAUAUUGCAGUAGAACACUACAGUGUCAUUUGGGGCUGGCUGCACAGACAGUCAACCCAUCCAUUUACACCUGCCAUCCCAUAGGAGAUAAUGACGUGCAAUUUUUUGACAAUACAAGAUAUUGAUUAAAUGUAAACCUACCCGACGAUGACUGUUUUGUUUUGUUUUUUUUUGUAUAUUUUUGUGGCUGAUCGAUCCACUAAAACAAUUAUUUAUAUUAAUUUAAAUUAUUUUGUCUUUCCCCAGCUAUGUGUGAAAUGAUUCAGAUAAUGCAGGAGUAUGGAGAAGUAACCUGUUGUCUGGGAAGCUCUGCAAACAUCCGGAACAGCGGCCUGUACUUACAGAGUGAUAUCAGGUCAGUAUUCUCCACGUCUCAGUUUUAGCUUUGUUCUUUGUCUUCCCAGGCUUUGCGUUUGCCACUUAUCCUCACCUCUACUUAUCUUAUUGUACUUCCGAUCCAGGACACAAUCUCACUUCCUGUCUAUGGACACUUCCUUUUGUAUUACCUCACUUGUCCUUCUUGCUGUGUGUCCUUCAGUUCGUGCUUCUAGGCUCUGGCCUUUUGCCAAAUUAUUGAGAUAAUGCGUGUAAGAAAAAAAAAAAGAAAUGUAAUUUUCCAUACUGCAGUCCUAACAGAUUGGUACUUGCUCUUCCCUAUCUCAUUGGAUAAGUAAGCCUAAAGUGCAUAACAGCAGUCCUGUUACCAUCAAGCCCAAAGAAAAUAACCUGUGCUUUCCCUGGCUACCGUCUUUUUAGUCCGUCUGUAAUAAAAAUGAGAAAACAAUGCUACCUGACCUGUCUGUUCUGAGAACAGGCUAACAUGGGGAGCUAAAGGCUGUGGUGUUUCCCUUUAUAGGGUUGAGGGGAGGAGUCUAGGGGGUGCGGAUUGCAUUUGGGUAUAUAACCUUUUCAUUACUACCUGCCUUGUGACGGAGAAUGGCUGUCGCUUAAAUAGGCAAACCUGUUUCAUGGGAUCAAAUUAUCUUUCAUAGACAGAACUUACAAGAAAUCACACACACAACGGGCAAUGUGAUAUCAACAUUAGAUCAUAGCACAUUGUGCUAGACAAAUUGCUUGCAAAUGUGUAGAUUAAAAUGUAUUUAUAGCUUUCUGUUUUGUCUUGUCUCUAUCCUGUUGGCAUAGAAGUAAAGAAAACUCCAAAUGUAGUUACCAUAAAGGUUACGCAAACAUUUAUUCUCCCCCCCGCCCCCCAAAAAUGCAGACCGAAUCAUACCAUUUGUAGCCAUAGAGUACAUGUUAUUAAAAUUAGAAUUACGUUGGCAUUUUUAGGAGCAUUAAAUCUCCAUGUGGAUUCACUAAAUACCAAAUGUUGCCCUGUUGGACAAAAGUCUGUGAAAAUCACCAGAUUUUGCAGUUCUCAUCGUUACUAAAGGUAAAUCUGACUGAAAUUUGGUCAUUACCAUUCAGUUGGAUUCAUUUGGUGUCUGGUUUAAAUCCACUAUUUUCACAUGCAAAUCCUCCAUAAUGUAAAUACUACAUAAUAUGUAGAAUUUGCCUAUUUACUCAGAGACAGGCAAAACAAAUAAAAUAACUUAACUCACUUUUGCAAGUGAAUAUAUUGAAAUCUGGACGGUUAGGUCACUGGAAAUAUUUGGGCUGAAUUUCAGUCAUCUAGUGGCGUUUGGACAGGCUGAAAUCUUUACGCAAUUCUGAAUCAUUCACAGUCAAAAUUGCCCCACACGCAACUGGAUGGUUUUGCCCCAUUCGGUACAAGUGCAUUUAGACUUUAGUGAAUAGCUCUCUGUUAAUAAUUUGCCCCACAAUAACGUCACCUAGGGACAUGCAGUCACACUAACAUUACUCCCAAUGGCCAAGAAGAGAUUGAAUGCCUAAAUAUAUGAACAACCAACGCACAGUGUGAUUGAAUAUAUGAUUUCCAGUCUCCAUCAUUCAUUGUAUUCUCACCCCUGCAGCAUCUCUCUGGAUCCACUAUACCCGUCUCGCUGCUCCUGGGAAAUGUUUGGUUAUGUGAGUGGAACUUUACGAACCACAGCUACUGAGAAACUGGCGCCUCUUCAACUCUCCUCGGCUCUUAACAGCCUGCCUUGCUCGAUGUCAUUCAGACAAGAGGAGUGUGUAGGCCUCAUCCGUCUCAUUGAGCAGGUUGGUGCUGUGAUACACACUGAUAAUUUUGAGUCCAAAACACGGUAACCGUUUGUGAUCUCUUUUGUGAAUCGCUGCCAUUCAUAACUAAAAUAUAAUCAACUGCAGAACUGCUUGUAAGUAUAAUAACGUAAAAAGGUAAAGUGAGUGUACAGAGAUGGCACCGGCCAACUGACAGAGGAACACAAUAAAUAUUAAAGGAACACUAUAUGGUCAGGAACACAAACAUGUAUUCCUGACCCUAUAGUGUUAAAACCACCAUCCAUCCCCCUGCCCCCACCCCCCUCUCACCUUACCCUCCCUAAAUAUAGUAAAAUCUUACCUUUGUUUCAGUCUGCUGCUGCUGGCUUUUCCCCUGAACUGCCUUAUUGGCUGACAUCAUCAGAAGUAAAGCAAUGGAUUGGCUGAGCUUGUCAACGAGGCAGAUCGGGACAAAGCCAGCACAAGCCAAACACAGCCCUGGCCAAUCAGCAUCUUCUUAUAGAGAUGCAUUGAAUGAAUGCAUCUCUAUGACGAAAGUUCAGUGUCUUUAAGCAGAGGGAGGAGACACUGUAUGGCAGUCACACUGUGCAUCACUGCCCAAGGAAGCACCUCUAGUAGCCAUCUGAGGAGUGUCCAGUGUAGUUAUGCCUAGGCUGUAAUGUAAACACUGCAUUUUCUCUGAAACAAACUGUGUUUACAUCAAAAAGCCUGAAGGUAAUGAUUCUACUCACAAAAACAAAUACAAAAAGCUGUAGUUGUUCUGGUGACUAUAGUGUCCCUUUAAAAGACAGAAAGCAGUCCAUCUAUCAGUAUAUGGCACAGGUAGAAAGGGAGGAAACUAAUGAUACUAAUAAUCGAUGCAAACAUAAAUUGUUAUUUAGGAUACAGUCACAAACACAGAUAACAUGGUCGUGCAAUCAUAGGUGAAUAAGUACGAAAUGAAAAGAAAAAUGGCAAGCAAUAUAUCUAGAUAAGGUGUGCCUAAAAGGUAGAUCCCCAGAUGUUUUAAAACUACAACUCCCAUGAUGCUUUGUCAUGCUAAAAGCAUCAUGAGAGUUGUACUUCUACUCUUUGGGCACCCCUGACCUAGAUUAUGACUUGAAGACUCUAUAUUUGUCCUCAAAGACCUAUUUGUAGUUUUAGUAUUUCUUGAAUUCCAUUUUCUCUGAUUACACCAUUCUCUCAUCAUAUUUCUGACUAUUUGGUUAUUAGCCUCUUUUUGUGUCUUCAGUGGAUCUUAUCGACUCUUUAGAACUUCACCUGUGAGCUUUGUGUUGUAAGGGAGCAUAUUCAUUAAAUGGACAAAAUAGCCAGGCUGUGACUAUAGCAUAUUUAAAGAUUUUUGUUUCACCGUAAUCGCUUUUCAGUUAACUACACUUCAGUGUUUAGUGGAAAAAAACAUGUUGUUGAGCAUCACGAUUACUACUGAGCUUGCUGUUCUUCAGUUCUUACACAGUUUCUCACUUCUCAGGCUCGUCAUUCAACAUACGGCAUCAGGAAAUGCUUCCUGUUUCUCCUGCAGUGCCAGCUGACACUCGUAAUUGUGCAGGUGAGUCCCCAAGGCCCCAAAAAUGACCAGAAAAGAAAGACAUCCUGUCUGGAAUCAUAAUAAAAGGACAGAUGUCCCAAGGCUCAAGUGGAACUGUCUGUGUUUGCUAAAUAACAGAAAAAAACUUCAAAUGAACCUACUGUCCGAGGUGAAUAAAAAAAAUCUUCCAUUUCUCUGAUUCUGUCUUCCAGUUUAUGGCUUGUUUAUUUCAACUUCCACCACUUCUGAGCACUACAGAUAUUCUGUGGCUAUCCUGCUUCGUUUAUCCAUUGCUCAGGUGAGUGUAUUAUCAUUCUAUUUGUUCUAUAUCUGUCUCUAGUCUAGGGCUGUCCAAAAGGCAGAUUCCCAGAUGUUUAAAAGCUGCAGCUUUGUUAUUCUAAAGGCAUCAUGGGAGUUGUAGUUCUAGAACACCUGGAGAUCUACCUUUUGGGCAUCCCUGCUCUAACCCAUAACAGUACCCUUUUCACCUCGUGGGUCUGUCGACAUUAUUUUGUAACUUACCAUCUGUUUUAAAUGCCCUUUAUAAAACUGCUGCAUCAAAUAAAUGAUAUCCGUCUAUCAAACCUAUGUCUCUAAAUACCUGUCUCUUUGGCUGUGUACCUAGCAAGCUAUAUAGACCAACGUUGUCGUGAAACAUGGGAUCCCCCCCCCAUUCAAUGUAGUUAGGGAGUGUUUCUUACUUAUCUGCUUUCAAAUCCGCAUUGCCCACUGUAUAAUGCAUACACACCAUAGCGUUACAAUUGUUAUCCCGUUUAUUUAUUUUGUUUGUUUUUUGCCGCAGUGUAUCUCUGCUUGGAAAGCCCCCGGAUAAUUCCAUAAUGACUGUAGCUACAGGAAAAAACCUCCACUCCAUCCCAAAAAAGGUAAAACAAUUAAAAAAAAAAAAAUAUAUAUAUAUAUAUUUUUUUUUUCAGGCAAAUGUUUGCCACUUCCCUUGUCCGUUUUGGUAAGUAAAUACCUUAGAAAUGCUCCCACCCCUGUCCUCAAGAACCCCCUACUAGUCCAGGAUUUUAUUUAAUUUUUGUCAUCUAAAAACACCUUACACACAACUGGGUAAUCCCAAAAUCCUGGACUGUUAGGGGGUACUUGAGGACUGGGUUUGGAACCACUGCUUUAAAAGACCAUUCUAGUACCCGUGAUAUGUUUAACGUAAUGACAAUCAGAUUUUAUGACUGGUACUCUAUAAUUAAAGUGGCCUAAUCCAUAAAAUAUUCUGCUUUGGAAGGUAUUAGAGUGUAAUCUAUACAUAUCACUAUAAUGAGUAUAGGUUAAAUGCAAUACUAACCUGAAGUUUGUUUCCUGGGUGCUAUUGUGUGAUGAAUGCGACACCACAACACGUGCACCUACCAUGUUUUUUUGGUUGCCAGUGGGAAACUUGUAAACAAAAGAAUUUGAAUUAAUGGAAAAUGAUCUCCUGCACAGUGUCCGCUUCAAUGUCCUUGUCACUCCAAGAAAGCUUGGUUUGAUGUGUUUUUUUUGCUUCCUAUCUGCAGACGCAACAUUAUUUCCUGGUUUGCUUCCUGGUGAAGUUUAUCCCGUCCUGCUCUUGUUGUAUCCUCUGCUUCUGGUUCUCCCUUGAGAAGUUCUGUGAUAUCUCGUCUUACAGCAAUACCACCAACUGCACUGGGAUCACAGUUUAUAGGUAGGAGCUGGGAUGACGGACAGCUGAACUUAAGAUCAAGAAGAUUUCACAUAUGGAAAAAACGUGGAUCAAAGAGAAACCUCACACUUUAUAUUGCCAUAUUUGUGUUUAUUUUGUAGUGAUUCUCUUGGUGCUCCAGAUUGGUUUGGUUCCUUUUCCGGAGCUCUGUUACUGGCCCAGAAGCUAUCUGUCUGCCUUAUUGUUUUGCACACAGGUGGGUAAAGCUCAGAAUGUUUGAUUGAGCGAGGUCAAAUAUUGAAACACUUACCAAACUAUUCAACCUUUCAGUGAUUAUAUCAAUCAGUCACGUUCACCGCUCCAAAGCUCUGUGGAAGCGAAGUCCUUUCCGUAAUAGGUGGUGGAGUCUAACAUUGCCCAUAUUGUAAGUAUUGAUUUGCGGAACCGGAGUUGCUGUAGUGUGAUUCCUGCCUUCUCAGCUCUGACAAUCUUACCUUUCCAGGUUCCUGGCGCAGGGUUUACAGACGGCUAUUGACUUGAAACUCUGGACAAACUCUGCCUCACCUCUGACCUUUCACCCCAAGGACAUCCCUCUCAUAUCUUGGUUGUUGGGGACAAUCUCCCUCAUAAUAGUCCUUGUAAUCAAUGAAUUAGUUAAGCUGCACGAAAUAAGGUACGAAGGGUGGUAAGGUGUUUAACAUAUUGCUUCUCUAAACUAAUUCUGCUUCUUUUAAUUCAAGGAACGGUUUGGGCACCAUAACAACUUCAUUCAACUUCAAAUGAAGUUAUGGUUCCAAAAGAUCUUUGGCGCUGGCUUAUUUUUAGGGGUUAAACCGUUUAUGAAAGGUUUAACCCCAAAGUCUCCUCCGUUUCUCUCUGCCCACCUUCCACAUCCGCCUUGUCAAAAUCUUUAAAAUGGAAGCCUGGAAGAGCCGCCGGGCCGGGGCACCACUGUUUGGUUUAGAGCGUCAGCUGACACUCUAAGCCAACUAGUAUCUCCCCAUUCAUAAAAACUGCUUGAAAAAGGUAUGAACUGUUUAACCAUUUAAGGUAAGUCAGCGCCAGGGACCUCCUGAUAUCAUAACAACUUCCUUUUGAUGCUCGUUUAAUUUUGUUCUUGUUCUUGUUCAUCUCUGGUAUGUAUUCUUGUUCUCGGACUAGUGUUUUGUUAUCUUUGCUUUUUCUUCCAGAGUCCGAGUCCGUUAUCAGAAGAGGCAAAAGCUUCAAUUUGAAACCAAGCUUGGCAUGAACUCACCAUUCUGAUCACCUCCCAUCACUUUGCUGUAGGGGAUAUUGGUAGUGUUGUUGAGCUAGAUGUCUUUUGUCUUGCCUCAGCUUCAGACAAGGGAGAGGCAGGGAACUGUUUGACCUCGAGAAUCCCAUUUGGAAGGACACUGUUAACACAGCUAUUCAUAUCAUCCUUAAACCAGCUGUCACCACCAGUGCCUCCUCCCUACCUCCUGUGCCUGUUUACAAUUUGCAGUCGGAGCUGCCACAACUUCCUGAGUCUUUCCCUCCGCACUGAUCUGAUGAGUGACGAAUGUGAGGGUUCUCCUUCAUCCUUCGUCUGACCCAAUGCAUGUUUCCUUCAGGAGCAAAGCUCCCAUGCAUGGCUCAAUGCAUAUUAGAUGCUCUGCUAUGCGCUUUAAACCACUGGAGUGCUCCGCACACUGCAUCACCAAACAAUACGUGCAAUAGGAAUGGGACACUUAUUUUUUGUUUUUUAAAUGAUGUAUAUUUUCUAAAGUAAGCUCAAGAGACUUAGCAUUUUUAUUGAAAAAGCUGUGAAUAAAAUCUAUGCCAAUAGCUUCCAAGUUUUAUUUUCUUUCAUGAACCACUUCAUCAAAACGAAUGAGGCGGGCUGUAUAUUUAGAUUUAUUGGUGGUCUUGUCAAAUGUAACAGACAUUCUUUUAUCACUGUUUUAAACGAAGAAGAAAAAAAUAAAAAUCUAACGCUACCCUCACAUAUUGCAUUUAGUCCCAAG
Molecule: messenger RNA, 37032 nt
Organism: Pelobates cultripes (western spadefoot toad)
Lineage: Eukaryota; Metazoa; Chordata; Amphibia; Anura; Pelobatidae
Source: the annotation of a GenBank genome assembly